GGGUUCCGCCACUCCACGAUCGUUUCGUCCGCAGCCCCGUCGAGGAUCGCGUCAGCCGUGGGCCAAACGACGCCGUCACCAUGGACAAGCUGUUCUUCACCGACUCGUUCAAGAAAAUCCUGCAUGUGGGAAAAGUGCAGACGGACAACAAUGUCUUCCGGCUCCACUACCGCUUCACGGGCCUCUUCCUGCUCGCCUGUAGCGUGCUCGUCAGUGCCACGCAGUUCUUCGGCAACCCAAUCUACUGCGUGGCCCACGAUGCCAUACCAGAGCCUGUGAUGAAUACGUACUGCUGGGUGGAAGGGACCAUCACGCUACCCCGCUCACUGAACGCAACCGUGGGCAAGCAAGUCGCCGCACCCGGUGUUGACCAGCGCCGCAUCAAGGAUGGCGAUGAGGUGAUCGAGCAUGCGUACUACCAGUGGGUCUGUUUCGUCCUGUGUCUGCAGGCCAUCAUGUUCUACUUCCCGCGAUGGCUCUGGCGAAGUUGGGAGCACGGGCGCAUCCAGGCGCUCCUCCUGGAGCUGAACAAACCACUGCUUGAACACGAGAAGAAGGAUAAGCAGGUAGACGACGUGGUGGACUACUUCUACGUUCACCGUAGUCAGAACCAGGCGUACGCACUGCGGUUCUUCAUCUGCGAGGUCAUAAAUUUCAUCAACGUGAUCGGCCAGAUGUACUUCAUCGACAAGUUCCUCGGUGGAAUGUUCUCGACGUACGGCGCCGACGUUAUCCGCUUCAUGAACGAAGACCCGGAGGUCAGGGUGGACCCCAUGACACGCGUCUUUCCCAAGAUGACUAAGUGCCGCUUCCACCGGUUCGGAACCUCCGGAGACGUGCAGAAGCACGACUCCAUCUGUCUCCUGCCACUGAACAUUAUUAACGAGAAGAUCUACGUCUUCCUCUGGUUCUGGCUCAUUAUCCUCGCAGUGGUCACGGGCGUCACGCUGCUCUACCGCAUAGUGGUGUGCGCGUUUCCCCGUUACCGGUACCUGCUCUUGAAGACCCUCAGUCGCAUGGUUGAUUCCAAGGACAUGGAUCAGCUGGUGAUGAAGGCUGCGUAUGGCGAUUGGUUUGUGCUAUACCUGCUCAAGGACAACAUGCAGGCGUACCACUUCCGCGACAUCGUGAUCAAGCUCUCUCGGAAACUGGCAUCCGAGAAGGAUCCGGAUUACGUCGAUGGACCACUCAACUCCGCGGCAUAGGCAGAAUUCAAUUAUUUCGACUUAUAUGACAAAUGACGCAAUGAGCGACGUAUACGUGAAAACCAUCCACGCAACAACCAUUCCGCGUAUAUCAUUGUCAUGCAAACCUGCAAUAACUGCGGCUUAGUUUAUUCAUGCAGUCAUACCCUUCUCGAUUUGAUUAGAUUGGGGUUGGUGUUAUAGGACACCCUCAGUCUUUUUCCAGAUUUAUCAGUAGUGCUCCGAAUAACUGCUUCUGAAACUGCUGAAUGCUGAUACAAGUACACCUCCUUUACUUUCAGGUUCUAAAAUUCUCGUCAAAAUGAAAAAAAAAAAUGUAAAUGUUCUUGAAGUGACAUUCGGCUGGAAGGCCGCUCAGUGGCACGUUGACGAAGUUUCAAAGCAUGAAAACCUUCAACAUUGACUUCAAAGUUUUGUUGAAUUUCUUUUAUCGUUAGACAGGACGUCCAACGAAUGAAAAGAACUCUUUGUAAAAUCGAGAAGAAAUUCAAAUCUGGAGGAUGUUGUGUAUAAACAAUGUAGAAAACUAAACGUCCAGCGAUAAAAAUGUACAAACUUAUGGUUGAGGAAUGCAUACUCUUCUGUGUUAUAAAUUUUAGGGCACCUACCAAUUAAGCUAUAGAUUUAUCAUUCGCUUAAAUUUCUUUGCCGUCUUAUUCAUCUUAUUUUGUUUAUAUAAAAAUGGGCGUUUCCGUUUUUUAAAGACACUUGGGCCGGGCCGACCGCUUUCAUUUAUCUCUAUAUAUAUAUGCUCAUAAUUGUAUUAGCUUUAGCCGGAAGAGCUUUUCAAAUAAGAAGCCUAGUCUUGCCGGACUUGACCACAAAGAGUGUUGCAUUGGUUUGUGUUCGUGUUGAGGCUCUGAUCAGUGAUCUCGUUUACUAUCCGUCUGUCCUACAAGCACAUGAUAUGCAUAUCACCAAUAUUUCAUGUGUCUGAAUCUACACGAUAUUAACGCAGCAAGUAUGUGUUCGCGUUCGCAACAACUGACCUGCAUUCUUUAAUCAAUUACGCGUUUAUGUGCUUCUAUUUGACACUGGAUCAUGUAAAUUCAAUAUGUUACUCGGUUGUUCUCUUGCGGACUAUAUGGUUUAUAAACUCGAUAUACUGUUGAAUGCUCCCAGCACUCAAGCUACGCGUAUUUGUGGCAUUGGGCAACUGGGCUAGUUGGCUUGUAGUAUGUUCAGCCCUCGUCUUGAGGGUGUUCCUGUACAAACAGUCAAAUGAGUACAGCGCUUCUAUCCUCAUUUCACAGUGACGUUUCUCUUGAAGACUGGCAGAUGACACAAAUAAAUUGUUUUUUUUUUUCAGAGCACUGCGAUUGUAAAUGAUAAAAAAAUGCCUCUAGUAAUUCGUCGUUGGCAGUCUUUGGCAGUUGUUUUGAUAAAUAAAGCUGUAUCGAAUUUCUUCUCUAAA
Molecule: messenger RNA, 2619 nt
Organism: Rhipicephalus microplus (southern cattle tick)
Lineage: Eukaryota; Metazoa; Arthropoda; Arachnida; Ixodida; Ixodidae
Product: innexin inx2
Biological process (GO): phototransduction
Cellular component (GO): plasma membrane; gap junction
Molecular function (GO): gap junction channel activity
Source: RefSeq, a predicted model, not a curated record